Molecule: messenger RNA, 969 nt
Organism: Sparassis crispa
Lineage: Eukaryota; Fungi; Basidiomycota; Agaricomycetes; Polyporales; Sparassidaceae
Exons: 1
Coding region: 1-969 (322 amino acids)
Biological process (GO): canonical NF-kappaB signal transduction
Source: RefSeq, a predicted model, not a curated record
AUGGAUUGUUCUGCAGCGCUCAGAGGAAUGAUGGAGUACAUCGAGCCUAUUUAUUACUACCCGCAGUAUAGCCAGCAUGACUAUUAUCACGAGUGCAAUCGCCCCCCCUUCUCGCCAAGAAGAGCCACUGGUGCUGAAUUUAUUUCGCGCCCCCCGCCUUCGAGACGAUCGCACACGUCAAGCGUACAGGAACACCGCCGUCGGGAGGAACAGCCGUGGGACCAUAUGGCGCAGACAUACGCGUGGGUGCUGGAGCAGGAAAUCGUGGAGAUGGCGAAGAAGAACGAGGAGACCGUGCAGUGGGUACACAAGCAGCAGGAUCGCGACCGCCACCGAGACCGAGGGGCUUUCAGGGUCUUCGGGGAUGUCGGGAACUCGAGGAUAUUCCUGGAGCAGGUUCACAGCAGCGAGUUCGAGGCGGACAUCGGAGGGUCUUUUCAGGACAGUUGGAGGACGACAUUGCGGAGGCAUAGGAACAGGGAGAGGAUGGUCCAGGAAGAAGUGCGACGAAUUCAGGCAUCGAGACUCGAGACAGAGAGAUGCAGGAGGGUAUGCGAGAGACGGAAGUUGGAGGAGGAGGCGCGAGUACGGAUGGAGAACGAACGAGCGAAGGCCCGUCGCGACGAUGCAGAGCGAGAGGCCUGGAAUACGUACGAAGAUCGAUGGACGACUCUUGGGGGCGAUUCAUCAGAACCGCUCUCGUUCCGCGACAUUCCUUGGCCAAUGGUCUACCAACCGCAGGCGGUAGCAGAAAUCACGCCCGGACGGAUUGUGAUGUUCCUAUUGUCCCCACUUCAUUCAGAUACUUUGUCACGGAAAGACCGCAUACGAAAAGCGUUGCGGAGAUGGCAUCCAGAUCGACUAGUGAGAGUACUCGCACGGGUGGCGGAGGAUGAUAAGGCGAAGGUGGAGGAAGGCGUUGGUGUAGUAGUGCGCUGCCUCAACAAUCUGCUGGAACGAGAGAGUUGA